Messenger RNA from Papaver somniferum (opium poppy), 1417 nucleotides. RefSeq lists its product as uncharacterized. Lineage: Eukaryota; Viridiplantae; Streptophyta; Magnoliopsida; Ranunculales; Papaveraceae. The record is from RefSeq and is a predicted model, not a curated record. The coding region runs from base 1 to 1389 and encodes 462 amino acids. The transcript has 3 exons.
AUGGCGUCAGGUGGCUUUCCACCUCUGCUGAACGGCUCCGGUGAUGCAGAGGGUUACCCUAAAGGAGAUCUCAAUAGUUCACUUCGUUAUGGUGUUGAUAGUGGUGUCUCUGGUACACCGAAGACUGUUCCUACUCCGUCUCUCUCUGAAGAUACACCAAAAUUUGGUUCAAUUACGUGGUACGGGAAGGUGUUGUGCAUAGGGAGGUCAUUGCUAGACCAGGUUCAGGUGUCGGUUUUCUACUACACAGACUGCCAAAACCAGCUGAGGCUAGCAUUCUCAAGAGAAUUGAAAGUCUGUCUCGACAGAGUCAUUGUUAGCCCAAACAACCUUUCAGCUUGGCUGCAACGUAUCCUCCUUCCCAUUUGUACGCUAACCCUGUUCAAACCGAGAAGCUCAUCAGAAGAAAAAUUAGGGAACCAGAAGAGAUUACAAGUCGCGGCUAUCAUCAAUGCACUUUCAGUUUGGAAAGAGCCGAAUGGGUGUUUUAUUUUGGAAAACAAAUUACUUCAGAAACCUGUACGUACUGGGGUUAGGAAGUCAGAUUCAAAGAAGCAGGGAUCUGCCAAUCUGUUGGCUUGCCAGAAGAAAAUUAGUUGCGGUCACUUUGCUGCCGCAAUCAGGGUACUUUCUUCAUCUGGGGUGGCUCCAUGUAAUGAGUCUAUGCACCAAGAUUUGCUGGAUAAACACCCACAUGCGCCCCUUCCUGUUGUGCCAAGUGAUGAUAUUUUGGUUGACGCGGUAACAGUGGACUCUUGGGCUGUAUUGGGUGUUAUCAAGAGAUUCCCAAAAGGGACAUCGUGUGGCCGGGAUGGACUUCGUGCACAACAUUUGGUGGAUGUGAUGAGUGGGGAUGCAGCUGCAGUCGCGGAUAAUUUACUUGCUUCAAUCACAGGGGUUGUCAAUCUUUGGUUGGCUGGAAAAUGUCCCGGGAGUUUAGGCGAGUUCAUUGCCAGUGCACCCCUAACUCCGUUGCUUAAACCUGGAGGUGGUAUUAGGCCAAUUUUUUUUGGCACGGUUUGGCGAAGAUUGGUCUCUAAAGUGGUUUCUUUCUCUGUUGGAAAGGAUAUGACUUCGUAUUUGGGAGAUUAUCAAUUCGGAGUUGGUAUGCCUUCUGGGGGGAGUAUUUUACAUGCUGUAAACUACUUACUGGAGAUGAAAGGUCACUCAGAUAAAAUGUCAAUGCUGCUCAUUGACUUUUCUAAUGCUUUCAACAUGGUGAGUAGAUCUCAGCUCAUCAAGGAAGUCCGUCUUCAUUGUCCAGGUAUUUCUCGCUGGGUAGAAUUUUGUUACUCGAGACCUGCUAAACUCUACUAUAACCAGUAUAUUUUGUCGUCUGCACUUGGAGUUCAUCAAGGUGACCCCUCGGUCCCUUGUUGUUCUCGUUGACACUUCACCCUCUAGUGAAGACUAUCGC